This is a messenger RNA of Phaethon lepturus (White-tailed tropicbird), 831 nucleotides long. RefSeq names its product mitogen-activated protein kinase-activated protein kinase 2 (gene MAPKAPK2). The annotation marks the transcript as partial. Gene Ontology annotation, cellular component: cytoplasm; nucleus. Lineage: Eukaryota; Metazoa; Chordata; Aves; Phaethontiformes; Phaethontidae. Gene Ontology annotation, molecular function: calcium-dependent protein serine/threonine kinase activity; calmodulin binding; calcium/calmodulin-dependent protein kinase activity. Gene Ontology annotation, biological process: inflammatory response; toll-like receptor signaling pathway; cellular response to vascular endothelial growth factor stimulus. The transcript has 8 exons. The record is from RefSeq and is a predicted model, not a curated record.
CUUGGACGGCGGGGAGCUCUUCAGCCGAAUUCAAGACAGGGGAGACCAGGCCUUCACAGAACGGGAGGCUUCAGAGAUAAUGAAGAGCAUUGGGGAAGCCAUCCAGUACCUACACUCGAUCAACAUUGCGCACCGGGAUGUGAAGCCGGAAAACCUCUUGUACACCUCCAAACGGCCCAAUGCUGUGCUAAAACUCACAGACUUCGGCUUUGCUAAAGAAACCACCACGCACAACUCCUUGGCUACUCCGUGCUACACACCGUACUAUGUGGCCCCGGAGGUGCUGGGUCCGGAGAAGUACGACAAGUCCUGCGACAUGUGGUCCCUCGGCGUCAUCAUGUACAUUCUGCUGUGCGGGUACCCCCCCUUCUACUCCAACCACGGCCUGGCCAUCUCGCCCGGCAUGAAGAAGCGAAUCCGAAUGGGCCAGUACGAGUUUCCCAAUCCUGAAUGGUCCGAAGUGUCGGAGGAAGUUAAGCAGCUGAUCCGCAACCUGCUGAAGACGGACCCGACUCAGCGCAUGACGAUAACAGAGUUCAUGAACCACCCCUGGAUCAUGCAAUCCAUGCAGGUGCCCCAGACCCCGCUGCACACCAGCCGCGUGCUGAAAGAGGAGAAGGAUCUGUGGGAGGACGUGAAGGAGGAGAUGACGAGCGCGCUGGCCACCAUGCGAGUGGACUACGAACAAAUCAAGAUCAAGAAAAUUGAAGAUUCCUCAAACCCUUUGCUCAUGAAGAGGCGGAAGAAAGCAAACCCCACCGAGCCUGCCACGCUCCCCCACUGAGGGUACCCCGUGCCCACUGGCCCUUGAGAAAGCAAUAACUAUAUAUA